Messenger RNA from Carassius gibelio (silver crucian carp), 5065 nucleotides. Its product is annotated as sterile alpha motif domain-containing protein 9-like. The coding region runs from base 282 to 4817 and encodes 1511 amino acids. Gene Ontology annotation, molecular function: protein binding. Gene Ontology annotation, cellular component: cytoplasm. The record is from RefSeq and is a predicted model, not a curated record. Lineage: Eukaryota; Metazoa; Chordata; Actinopteri; Cypriniformes; Cyprinidae. The transcript is spliced from 4 exons.
AACUCCGGCUUCACUUUUCUACGAAGGAAGUGGAGCGAGACGCGUCCUUCCCCCUUUUUUUUUUACAGUCGGUUGGGCUGCGCCAUCAGGUCAUGACACAUCUCGUUUGUAUGUUUUCAGUCGUUGGAGCCUUUAACAUAAGUUUGAACUUAGACAAGAGAAGCUAUCGUUGAAUAAUGAAGAAAUGGCUGAUUCCGUUUACAGGAAAUAGAAAGUACUUUUUUUUCCAGUGUUGAUGGCCCAAAAACUGUGAAGUAUGCUCCUUUAAUAUUCCCCACAGAAUGGACUACAAUUCAAUACCAUGUUCAGACUGGAAUGAACACCAUGUCAGCUCAUGGUUAAAGGCAAUUGGAAUUAAACCAGAGCACAUAGAAAAACUUGAGAAAGAAGAGGUAACGGGACCUGUUCUUCUACAUGUUUCAAAAUCAUACUUAAAAGAACUUGGUUUUGGAGGUGGCCAAAUACAGCUUUUCCUGUGUAAAAGAGAUGAACUUAUAGCACCGGACAAGUCAAAAACAAAUAAAAAGAAAACUUGUUUUGAUGGAGAAAGCAGAGAAGAAGCAAAACAUGAAGCUGUAUCUUCUAGUGAUGUCACAAGUCCUGAAACAUCUGUGUCCUUGCCACAAAGUAAAUAUCGGAAAUUUAAUGACAGUGAUGAACACUUCAGCUACAUAAAACAUGCCAUACUCCCACCAGAGACGGGAAUAGACAAUCUGGUCACUCCAUGCCAUGAGUACAAAUCACUCGAAAAUGCCUGUAAAUUAGAACCGAGAAAGUUAAAGAUCAAAUUUGCCAGUGAAGUCAUUCGGUUUGCAUGUGCAUGCAUGAAUAUGCGUGCAAAUGGCACAAUCCACUUUGGGGUCAUGGACAGGACAAAAACAUCGUACAAACAUGGAGAGAUAAUUGGAAUUCCCAUUGAAGACAAAGAGAUCUUUGAAGAAGCUCUAGAUUAUAUUGAAAAUUGUUUUCCAACACAGCACUUUGAUGCCAGAAAGUGUAUCAAGACCCCAAAAUUAAUCCCAGUAAUUGACAAAGACAGUCAGACCCAAAACUGGAUUGUGGAAGUGGAUGUAGUUCCCAUGGUGAACAUUGUGAGGGAUAAACUGUAUGGUGCCCGAAUACCAAAGUUCAACGAGAAAACCAAUAAAGUUGAAUAUGAGCAAAAAGCUUAUUAUCAGAGAGUUGGACCAAAUACACCACGUGUUACUGAGGAUGAACUUGUCAGUUUUAUUCAAGCUCUCAAAGACCUUGACCAAAAGAGAGAACAAGAAGAAAACAACCAGAAUCUUGCACAGGCUCAUUGUAAAGAGGACUUAGGAAGAAAACUCUUAGUUCUUCUGACACAUGGGAAAAAAUACAUGGACAACACAUUGCGUUACAUUCUUGUGUCAAAUAGAUUUGAUCAGGAAAACCUACAGAACAUCAAAUUUCUUGCUCACAUGAAUAUCUUUUGUGUCUUCGAUUAUGACCCUGACUCCAAAUCAUCUGGACUUUGUCACAAUUACCAAGAGCACCAUGCAGUAAACCUUCACUUCCUGCAUGAUUAUGACCACAGGGAGAACACCACUGACUUUGUCAAAAAGUUACAGCUGUAUGACAGAACAAGCUGGAUUUUCUGCAACGGUCGACGUGAUUACAUUGGAAUGGAGAGUCCAUGUGAUGAAAAAACCUGGAUCAAAAACAAGAAGAAACUGUUGAAAAGAGCUAUAUCUGUUAUCUGCAAUGAGAUUCUCCCUAAAAGAUCAUUUGUGGUGCUUUUCAUUCUCUCGUCUGACAUUGAACAACCUCUUGUUGACACCUUUCAUGAAUUCUAUGCAGAAAUGAGUGGCCAUGAGGACAUAGUCAUCAUCUCAGAGUCAAGGGAAAAUUAUAAGAAAUGGUCGAGCCUUGCCCAAGUGUCCUGCUCAAUGGAUGUGCUUGAACAAAUCAGUAUUGUUGGUAUGCCAAUGAGUCAUGUAAAUGCUACAAUUCAAAGCAUUCAGCUAACCAGUCUUCAGGCCAAAAGGCGCUUGCCUGUGUCAAACAAUGGUGUAUGCUUUUUAAAACCUGUGGAUGAAGAUAGUAUGCUCUCAUUAGAAGUAGUCCGUGUUGACCAGUGUGACGAAACAAAUGUAAAUGUCAUGGGGCAAGAGCAAAUACAAAAAAUUGAACAAUACUUCUAUAAAGGAGGAAAAAUUGACUGGAUGAAUUUGUGGCUGGCUGACAGAAAUGAGUGUGGGGAGGUCAUCAAACGUGAUGCUUAUGCAGAAAUUAACAAAAUGUUGGAAGACCUUGAGAGGACAGACUCAUUAAAACGGUCCAUUGAAAACAUCAACAUAUAUCACCAACCUGGUAGCGGGGGAAGCACAGUGGCUCGACAGAUCCUCUGGAACUGGAGGAAAAAAAUGCGAUGUGCUGUCGUUAAGCAGUCGUACCAGGCCAUGACUGUCUGUGAACAUGCCGUAAAACUUUGGAAUUACGAGGAAAUGGACAAGAAUGCCUGUUUACCUGUGCUUCUGCUGCUAGAGGAUUGCAAUGCAGACUAUCAGGAUGACCUCAGACGAGAAUUAAGCAAUGCAGUCACAACAAUGAAAAUAAGUCCAUCAAAACUGUGCUUCAUCAUUCUGUGUUGUAAAAGGUCUCUUGAUCCAGAAAGGAUGUGUAAAACACUGCCUUUACGCACAGUUGGAGUUACACACAAACUAUCUUCUGAAGAAAAGAAGCUCUUCUCAAAGAAAGCAGAGAGUCUUAAGUUUGAACCAGAGUUUAUACUCACUUUUGUGCUCAUGAGUGAAGAGUUUGAACAGUCUUACAUCAGCUUUUUUGUUGAAAACCUGCUGAAGGAAAUUGAGCAUUCGUCUCUUCAGACACAGUUGAUUAAAUUUGUGGCACUACUGAACAGCCACAUUGAGAAUUCAUACCUGUCCGUAUCCCACUGUGAGGCAUUCCUAGGUUUAGGAAUCCACCUGGACAAAUAUCUAACAUCCACAUGGGUUGAGGAAGUUCGAUACCAAACAUUUGAAAAUUUCUUAAGUGAGCAGGCUAGGUUUUUUUUCAUACAGUUAAAAUCUAGUGAGACUCAUAUCUCCUCUGUGAGAAUAAUUCAUCAUUUGAUAGCUAAGGAGAUCCUGAAACAGCUCUCCAGUUAUCAGAGUCAGAGUCAAAUAGCAAUGAGUCUGCUUCAGGACAAAGUGCUGUUUGACCACAGAUUUGGAAGAGAUGACUUUCGAAAGUUCGUCAGAGAUUUGUUCAUCAAACGCACCAAAAAAAGCAAGGGAGAUCCAAAAAAUAGUUGGUUUUCUCCUUUAAUAGAGCAUAUCUGUGAGACAGAAGAUCUGGAGAAAGCCAUUGACCUUUUAAAAGUAGCUUGCACUCGUUUUGAGGAUGCAUUUGUUGCUCAACAGCUUGCAAGGCUGCUUUAUGAAAACAAAAUGUUUGUGGAAGCAGAGAUUUGGGCUAAAAGGGCCAAGUCUCGUCCCCCACAGCACACAUAUAUACUUGACACACUGGGACAAGUAUACAAAAAGUGGUUCUAUGACAAAUAUGAAGACAUACGCAAGAAAGACUCUAUUGAACCAAACGAUGUCACUGACAUCAUUGAUACUGCUCUUAAAGGAAUAAAUGCUUUUAGAGAAUCUGAAAAAUGUUCACAGACGGUCUCCGUGAAUAAUUCUUAUUUUGGAGAAGUUGAUAUAGGAUGUCGAUUGCUUGAUCUCCUGUCAUUCGUAGACAUUUUUUCUACCAAAGAAGGAAAGAGGAAGUUGAUGGAUUACCUGCUCACAAACUACAUACCAGAGGAAGUACAGAAACCUUGGCAGAUGUUUCAUGGCCUAUUAAAAGGGUUAAAAAACAGCAUUAGAAAAGCCCUGGAAUGCAUUUGUGAGGAUCUUGCUCGCUUUCAAAACUACAGUUCUGAAGAAGAGGAAGAGUUGGAUGAAGGAGAGCCUGACAAAGUUAAUAAUCCAAGAAAAUGGCUCCUCAGGAAAAGCUCUGUGUAUGCCAAAUUUUUUUCCAUUGACAAUGAAGAUGAUGAAGCAGUUGAUACGAAGACGGUUUCUCUAUUAAGGAGACAAAUGAAAAUUUUCCAACUUGGAGGUGGUAAUGUUACAACAAUUCUUUACCUUCUUUCUGAUAACAAGAGACACAGAGCUGCAUCAAAGCUUGAGGAAAUAAUCAGCCUUUUCCCAGCUGACCUGAAUAAGGAUCUGGACCAGACAGAGCUCAUAAACUUCAUCUUUUGUCAAAUAGCACUCUCCUGUGCUUCGCGUGGCUCUGGAAAACUUCUGUCAAUUGAAAAUCUUCAAGAUCUCUGCAAGCGGUUUUACAGUGAAAGGAGAAAUCCCUUACCAGAAACUGCAUACUUUCUUCUUUCACUCUUAUUUUGGCCAGAGGACUCUAUGGGCAGAGUGCCAUCCAGUACAAGAAGUGACAUUUGCACAAAAGCAAUAAAACAACUCCAUAGAUAUUCUGAGGUUAAGUCUACUGCCUCUGGAUCAGGUAGGAUUUUCACCCACUUCCUGCUUGGAAAAGAAAGGGGUCUCAAUAAAAUUGUGCACAAGACCACAAUUGAAGAAUUUUGUAAGGGAACCCUUAGUGAGAGACGCCUCAAAUGGCAAGGCGGUGAAGUGUGGACAAACCCAGAUGUUGUAAAAGUGCUCAAACGAGUUACUGGAUACACUGAAAAUGGAAAUCUGUUUGUUCGGGUAUCUGAUCAAAGCAACAUCAGAGUCAUUCCACUUUUUUCUGCCUCCUUACCAAAUUCAAAUGAGAAUGUGACUUUCUACCUUGGAUUUUCUCUUCAUGGAGUGGUAGCUUUUGACAUCAAGGUGGCAGAGUGAAACCAUGCUUGAAACCACAAUUGGGAGUUUCCCAAAAGAUGUAUAUAACAUAUUUCCAAACAUAGUAGUCGAAUGAAAAUAAAGUAUCAUUGUAAGUGAGCUGCAUGAUAUUGAAUAUUAUUGACAUAUUGAAACUAAUAUGUCUGGAUUUGUUUUGAAUGUGUUUAUUAAAUGUGUGUGUGUUUUUUUUACAUUGUCUCAUAAAACUCUUGGUUUGAGGAAAUAUUAUCAAAUGUCAGAAAUCUUUA